Molecule: messenger RNA, 1099 nt
Organism: Nerophis lumbriciformis (worm pipefish)
Lineage: Eukaryota; Metazoa; Chordata; Actinopteri; Syngnathiformes; Syngnathidae
Gene: msmo1
Product: methylsterol monooxygenase 1
Biological process (GO): lipid biosynthetic process
Molecular function (GO): oxidoreductase activity; iron ion binding
Source: RefSeq, a predicted model, not a curated record
AUGCCCGUUGCGAGUGUACUUCAGGCGCGGGACCACCUCUCAGGUACUACACGGCUCCGAGCUUGUGCUAAGUCAUCAGUCCACCACACCCAGCGUCAUCCAUCAUGGAGGUGAACAGCACGGCAGACAUCUUGAGCUCGGCCUACCUGGCAGCAGAGUACGUGGACAACUUCCUGCCGGAGAACCCCUUGCAGCCGUCGCUGAAACACGCCUGGGGCUACAUGCUGGACAACUACACCAAGUUCCAGAUAGCCACCUGGGGCUCCCUUAUCGUGCACGAGUUCAUCUACUUCCUCUUUUGCCUUCCCGGUUUCCUCUUCCAGUUCAUGCCUUUCAUGCAGAAGUACAAGAUCCAGCAGGACAAACCAGAGACGUGGGAGAAACAGUGGAGAUGUUUCAAGAUGUUGCUCUUCAACCAUUUCUGCAUCCAGCUGCCUCUCAUCUGCGGCACAUACUACUUCACUGAAUUCUUCAACAUCCCCUACAACUGGGACGCCAUGCCACGCUGGCCGUACAUCCUGACGCAGUGUUUUGGCUGCGCCGUGGUGGAAGACGCGUGGCAUUACUUCCUCCACCGGCUGCUCCACCACCGCAGGAUCUACAAGUACAUCCACAAAGUCCACCACGAGUUCACCUCGCCAUUCGGCAUGCAGGCGGAAUAUGCCCAUCCUGCCGAGACGCUCAUCCUCGGAGCCGGCUUCUUCAUCGGCAUCAUGAUCUUCUGCAACCACGUCUUCUUCCUGUGGGCCUGGGUGGCCUUCCGCCUGCUGGAGACCAUUGACGUGCACAGCGGCUAUGACAUCCCUAUCAACCCACUCCACCUGAUCCCGUUCUAUGCCGGCGCCCGCUUCCACGACUUCCACCACAUGAACUUUGUGGGCAACUAUGCCUCUACCUUCACCUGGUGGGACAAGCUGCUGAAGACUGACAACCAGUACAACAAGUAUUUGGACAAAAAGGAGCAGUAAAGGAAGCAUGUUGUCAACAUCAACAACAAGAAUGCGCGUCUUAUAAAUCUUUAUUUAAAAGGUUUUUCUGCAGUCGAGGUCUUGUGGUCUUCUGUGGGCAGCUGCUGACUAAAAUAAAACCAUCAACUUCG